Chlorocebus sabaeus (green monkey) is the source of this 1223-nucleotide messenger RNA. RefSeq names its product gap junction protein beta 2 (gene GJB2). Gene Ontology annotation, molecular function: gap junction channel activity. Gene Ontology annotation, cellular component: connexin complex. Gene Ontology annotation, biological process: gap junction-mediated intercellular transport; cell-cell signaling. The record is from RefSeq and is a predicted model, not a curated record. NCBI's taxonomy places the organism in Eukaryota, Metazoa, Chordata, Mammalia, Primates, Cercopithecidae.
CCCCAGUCUCCCGGGAAAGAGGCGGGGUGUGGGGUGCGGUUAAAAGGCGCCGCGGCGGGACAGGUGUUGCGGCCCCGCAGCGCCCGCGCGCUCUUCUCCCAGACUCGGAGCCCCUCGGCGGCGCCCGGCCCAGGACCCGCCCAGGAGCGCAGAGACUCCAACGCCGAGACCCCCGCCCCGGCCCGCCGCGCGCUGCCUCCCGACGCAGAGCACACCGCCCAGAGUAGAAGAUGGAUUGGGGUGCGCUGCAGAAGAUCCUGGGGGGUGUGAACAAAUACUCUACCAGCAUUGGAAAGAUAUGGCUCACCGUCCUCUUCAUUUUUCGCAUUAUGAUCCUCGUUGUGGCUGCAAAGGAGGUGUGGGGAGAUGAGCAGGCCGACUUUAUCUGCAACACCCUGCAGCCCGGCUGCAAGAAUGUGUGCUACGAUCACUACUUCCCCAUCUCCCACAUCCGGCUGUGGGCCCUGCAGCUGAUCUUUGUGUCCACGCCGGCGCUCCUGGUGGCCAUGCACGUGGCCUACUGGAGACAUGAGAAGAAGAGGAAGUUCGUCAAGGGGGAGAUAAAGAGUGAAUUUAAGGACAUCGAGGAGAUCAAAACCCAGAAGGUCCGCAUCGAAGGCUCCCUGUGGUGGACCUACACAAGCAGCAUCUUCUUCCGGGUCGUCUUCGAAGCCGCCUUCAUGUACGUCUUCUACGUCAUGUACGAUGGCUUCUCCAUGCAGCGGCUGGUGAAGUGCAACGCCUGGCCUUGUCCCAACACUGUCGACUGCUUUGUGUCGCGGCCCACGGAGAAGACUGUCUUCACGGUGUUCAUGAUUGCGGUGUCUGGAAUUUGCAUCCUGCUGAAUGUCACUGAAUUGUGUUAUUUGCUAAUUAGAUAUUGUUCUGGGAAGUCAAAAAAGCCAGUUUAAUGCAUUUCCCAGUUGUUAGAUUAAAAAAUAGACAGCGUGAGAGGGACGAGGCAACCUGUGCUCAGCUGUCAAUGCCCAGUCGCCAGCAUUUCCCAGCACAAAGAUUCUGAUCUUAAACGCAACCAUUUGAAACCCCUGUAGGCCUCCCGUGAAACUCCAGAUGCCACAAUGGAGCUCUGCUCUCCUAAAGCCUCAAAACAAAGGCCUAAUUCUAUGCCUGUCUUAAUUUUCACUUAAGUUAGUUCCACUGAGAGCCCGGGCCGCUAGGCGUUAUUGGUGUAAGGUACUUUCAUAUAUAUAUAUUUUUUUUUU